AUGAACAAGAAAACGUGGACAAUAGAAGAAGUGACUAAUUUAAUUGAGGUAUAUCGAGAACGGCCUAACUUAUGGAAUCCAAAAAAUGUUGAUUAUAAAAACAGAUAUAAAAAAUACGAUUCACUAAAGGAAAUAGCGGAAAUAUUUGGAACAACCAAGGAUGAAAUUGAACGAAAAUUAAAAAACAUAAAUACACAGUACCAAAGAGAAAGAAGAAAUUAUAAGAAGUGCCAAAAGUCGGGUGCUGGAAAUGAAUUUAAAGCUAAAUGGUUUGGAUAUACAGCAAUGGCAUUCUUGCAAGACAGAAAUAAGCCAAAAAAGGGCCACCAAGCGGGGAUUGAAUAUGACGAUAGUGAUUCAACAGACGGUAGCGAUAAUGAAAGCCUUUUAGAAGACAGAGUAGUGCCACAAGCCGAAACCCAGGAAAACAUAGAAGAUUUUGAAGUUGUCCGCCUUGAGGACCGGCAAUCCGUACAGGCAGGUAACCAAGUACCUCACCAAGAACAGUUGAAGGAUAUGCCAAGUACGCCAAAAAGAAAUACAUCGGAAGUAGAGCAGUUCCUUGUACCUCCAAAAUCGAGUCGCAAAAAAAAAGGGUCAAACGGCGGUACACAAGUGCGGGACGAGUAUAACAUUUAUGGAGAAUUAGUAGGGCACCAAAUACGUUCUCUGUCGACCGAAUUUGCAAAAGUUACCGCUCAAAAAUUAAUUAACGACAUAUUAUUCAACGCCAAACUAGGAAAAUAUUACUAUCCUUCAUACCCACAACGUAAUCCAUCACAAACAGGAUCACUAACUCCUUUUGCUUCCAAUUCAGGAUCACAAACUCAUUUUGCUUCCAAUUCCGAAGCAUCAUCAUCUGCAAUGGACGCUACAUUGGGAGCCACUAAUAUUAUUAGUAGUGAUGCUGACGUUUUGCACUGGGCCAUAACAAAUUCGUUCGGAGUACCAGAAGUACAAGAAGCAAACAAUAAUUAA
Acanthoscelides obtectus is the source of this 978-nucleotide messenger RNA. Lineage: Eukaryota; Metazoa; Arthropoda; Insecta; Coleoptera; Chrysomelidae. The record is from the annotation of a GenBank genome assembly.